CCUCGCCAAGCUCGUUCAAUGGGCAGAAAUUCUGGUCGUUGGCAGCCCAAAGAGCUUGAGGAGGCCUGCCUUGGACCCGCUGAGGAAAAGAGGGAGGCGGCCUUCCCGUCUUCCCGCCCCGCAAAGAUGCAGGCUGGGCGUCCCGCUGCUUCCACGCCGGGGAUUGUGUCAAGACUGAGGCCGGGGAUCCCUCGGGGAAGGAGCAGCCCGGUCCCGGAAGAGGAAGGCGGCAGAAGGAGAAGCAGGAGCCGCAGCAGCAGCAGUCGCGCAGGAGGAGCUUCGUCAGGAGCCGGCGCUCUCUUCGACAGAAAGAACACAAACACUUAGAAGAUGCUACGGGAAAAAUAUCAGGAAAACAGGAGGCCUUUGAAAGAAUCAUCAGGACAUGAAGAAAACUCUAAUCGUGUAAUCACCAUUGUCUUCGUUGCUCUCCUCAUAGAUCUCUUGGGUUUCACCCUUAUCCUUCCACUCCUGCCUUCAAUACUUGAUUAUUACAGCAAAAAUGAUAACGGUUUGUACAGGAAUUUGCAGCAUGGAGUGGACUGGUUCAGUGAAGCAAUUGGUAUGCCUCCUGAGAGGAAAUACAAUGCUGUCUUAUUUGGAGGUCUAAUUGGAUCCGUCUUUUCUAUGCUUCAGUUCUUUUUCUCUCCACUCACUGGUGCUGCUUCUGAUUGCUUUGGGAGAAGGCCAGUCAUGCUGUUGACUGUGAUUGGUCUGAUUGCAUCAUAUUUUCUGUGGGUCAUUUCCAGGAGCUUUGAGCUGUUUCUUUUCUCUAGAAUAAUUGGUGGAAUAAGCAAAGGGAAUGUCAGUCUCUCCACUGCCAUAAUCGCUGAUUUACAAAAUCCGAAAGCUCGAAGCAAAGGCAUGGCAAUGAUUGGUGUGGCUUUCUCUUUGGGUUUUACCUUUGGUCCAACGCUUGGAGCAUAUCUUGCUAUGGAGAAAGAGAAAGGAGAAAUCUUCUAUGUUAAAGCUGCAACCUUUGCUGUCAUGUUCGCUGUUACUGAAUUGGCUUUCAUCUUCAUGUUGUUGCCAGAGACGCUGUCAAAAGAACAACGGGUGUCCUCUGUGAUAUCUGGUUUUCAGUCAGCUGCUCACUUGAUCAGUCCUUUGGCCUUGUUUCAAUUUUCUGCAGUUAACCAAAGAAUGGAAUCACAUUCCAGAGAGAAUCUCAAGACCCUUGGCUUGGUGUACUUCAUGUACCUCUUCCUCUUCUCUGGUCUGGAAUACACUCUGGGUUUCCUUGUUCAUCAGCACUUCCAAUUCAGCAGCAUGGAACAGGGAAAGAUGUUUUUCUUCAUUGGAAUAUCAAUGGCUGUGAUCCAGGGAGGUUACACUCGGAAAAUUAAGCCAGGAAAUGAACUAAAGGCUGCAAAAAUGGCAAUACUGCUGUUGGUUCCUGCUUUCCUUUUAAUUGGCUGGAGUAACAAUGUGAUCAUCCUGAGCACUGGAUUGUUUCUCUACUCUUUUGCUUCUGCAGUUGUUGUUCCAUCUCUGUCUACAGUAGUGUCUGGCUAUGGAUUGAUAAGCCAAAAAGGAACUGUAAUGGGCAUCUUAAGGAGUCUGGGAGCCCUUGCGAGAGCUGUUGGGCCAAUCACGGCAGCCACAGUAUACUGGUUGGCAGGAGCUGAAGUUUGUUUCACGGUCUGUGCCUCUUUGUUCCUCCUGCCCUUCAUUCUGCUUCGAAGCAUUCAAGAACAAAAGAAAGUGGAAUAAGUGAUCACAUAUUUUCUAAGACAUUACAAGUAUCAUGCUCACUUGACUGACCAAGAAGCAGUUUUAUAGAACUGCACAUUUUUAUGGAAUGUCAUGUUUUUAUGAUCUUGAGAAAUAACUCAAUCUUCGGCUCACAAAAUCCACAGUAAGGCCACAUAUUUAUAUAUAUUUGGGACACACCAAGAUCAGAAUGAAGAGCUUUGUGGAUAUUUUUUUCUUAUGUUCACUAUGAUGAAUGGUCCUUGUAAUGUAACAGUCCUCAAAUGUUUUCAUCAAUUGCUUUUGUUAAGAAUUUGAAGAAAAGUAUAUUUAAAAAACCAAAAGGUCUGCAAAUGGUGCACUGCAUCUCUCUCUCUUUUCCUUUUCUGAUUUGGAACUGUUGGAUUUGGAACUCAAACAUCUGUAGUCAGUAUCUACAGAAAAGUUCCCCAACACAUUUUUACUAAGUCUAUUUGUACACAUAUGUAUAUUUUGAACACCAAACCUGUCUCUUACUUUGGAUUUAACAAGCUGUAGAGUAGGAUGAAUGUUGCCUUAAACUAAGCAUAAGAAACACGUUGCCUUACAGAUACUGGGCUGCACAUUUACAGUACAGGUAGUGAUGAGGAAUGAUAGGAGUUGUAUUCUGAAGUGAGAAAUGAUGCAUAUCUUCACUGAGGUACUCCAUCUAUACCAUGUGUGUCAAACACAGGACCCAUGUGCCAAAUCCGGCCCAACAUGUCAUUUUAGGUGGCCCUCUAGGUGCUAGACUACUGUUCCUGUAUCCCUCAUUAUGAGACAUCAUGACUAGAGCUGAUGAGUUGUGAUACAGUAACACCUGAAAGGCUGUAGUUUGUUUUGUUCAGUCAAGAGAGUGAGCUUUGGAUUUAGUUGCAUGGCUUGUGGAUAUAAUGCCUGAUUAUAAAAUAUCCUCUAACCUUUCCCCAACCCCACAGCCACAAGUACAGUUGGGUUGCAAUUCUCAUUAACCCCAGUCCGUUUGGCACAUAAUCAAAAGUGAUGAGAGUUGUAGUUUAACAACAUCUAGGAAUACAAAAUGGGUACAAACUAAAGAGCAUCAACCACUAUGUAAUAAAAAUUAUGUAAAUAAAAUUGUAAUAAAGUUAUAAUUAUUCUGUCAAUCCAGUAAAACCAAGAACAUAUGCUUUAAGUUUGGUGAUUUUUGUUUCCUCUGAUGUUUUCUGUCAUUUCCCCCAGAAUGUAUUUUUCAGAGACUCACACAUUUAUACAGAAAAAAAUCAUUCAGUUACUAAUUUACUAAUAAGAUUAGAAUACAGUAAACUAAGAAAUGUCGGGAUUUGAAGUGGCCUAAUAGUUUCCCUUCUUGUUGCUUCAUUAUGUUAAGGCAAAAAAUUAUGAGAACAGGAAAUGGUGGUAGGUUUGAAAGCAAAAAGUUGUAACAUUUAGUGUUUGGUGGCAAAGAACAAGAAAACAUAUGAGUAGAACAAUCAGUUUAAAUAUUUCAGUGUAAUUUGAGUAUCAUUGUAAUUUUCUCUGAGAUAGACCAUUGUUAUAAAUUCAAAUUAUUGAUUACAUUUCCCUUCGAAGUAUGUUUGUAUAACCAAAACCAUGUAGGAAGCGUAUCUAGUAUCUCACUUGUGUCUUAGAAACAUGUACCAGAAAAAAAUACUAGGAGGGAUGUAAUUUCUUGUUGCACUCACUGUCAUAUUAUACAUGUCUAAAAUAUUUGAACAAUGAAUUUGUCUUCAGAGACUGUAGGCAACUUGUAAAUGUGGCCUUAGCAUGGUAAUGUGGAUGAUGCCAUAUGCUAUAAUCAUAUUAAUAGAUGGCGAAUUGCUGAACAAUUUGAAUUUUGAAACAAUGUACAUCAAAUGAAUUAAUAAAAAUGAAUGAUGCCAUCUUUUGUAACAUUAUGUGCCGCUUUUAGAGUAGUGCACAUAGUUCAUGUCUAGUUUUCCAGAUACUAUGUUUUGUACUAUACUGAUUUUUUUUACAUUCUGUUUCCCCAAAUAAAACUUUUUGAGAUUA
Anolis carolinensis (green anole) is the source of this 3702-nucleotide messenger RNA. It is a transcript of the gene slc75a1, whose product is annotated as major facilitator superfamily domain containing 10. Lineage: Eukaryota; Metazoa; Chordata; Lepidosauria; Squamata; Anolidae. Gene Ontology annotation, cellular component: brush border membrane. Gene Ontology annotation, biological process: transmembrane transport. The record is from RefSeq and is a predicted model, not a curated record. Gene Ontology annotation, molecular function: transmembrane transporter activity. The transcript has 13 exons. Bases 331 to 1713 code for a protein of 460 amino acids.